CCCACAUUUCCGCCACGAUUCGUAUCUUCCUUGAAGGAUCUCGUUGUUAAAAGAUCCAUGAUUAUUCCAUUUUCUCCGGCGAGGUUUGUGCCAUCGGCUUCUCCUGCUGUCGGCUCCAGUACUCCGUAGUUCCCACGGAUCCCCUUCCAUAUUAUUAUUUUUCAAUUCCAACUUGUUUAUUAGGGCACUUUUCCCCGCCGUCUCCGGCUUUGUUUGCACUUAUCAUCUCUUUGUCUCAUCCGGCUUGGGAUAUCUCGGCAGAUUGGCGGAAAUUGACAGGUGCUUAGGGUAAACAGCAGAUCGGUAUACCCUCGCCUGCUUAACUCUUUGGAUUCUUCAGCCUUCCUCGUGUCUCUCUUUUCUUCUCUUAUAUUUAGGGUGGUCUAUAGCGCCGUAGACCCCCCAAAUCAACCCAAAUCGCAGUCGCACAUUCGCGAGACAAGCCAAUAGUCCAGGAUGCACACAAGGUGAAGGGCUUGCAAGUCGAUUUUCAAGAAGCCAUAUCACACAGGAAUCUCGGAGGAUGUACAUUGGGAGUCUGGUGUUUGCGCUAUGGUCAGCUUGGUUAUUAGGUUUGGCCUUCGCUGCCCCUUCCAGCACUCCUGCCGAUGACCCUUUUCAGACCAAAUCCCAGUCCCUAGACAACCGGUCGUCCGAUUUUGAGUCCGAAAGCGAGCAUGGAAACAAGACCGAACCCGAUCUGGGACCGGAAUACAAGUAUUUCAAUGAACCAGGCAUGCAGGAGUACUUGGGCCAUUAUGAUGCGCGUUUUUUCAAGGGUGUUGUUUCAGACGAUGAGCGCUCUGAGUCGCUGACGCAUAUGAUGAGAGCGUAUCUGAAUUUCUUCAAUGAGGCGGGAUUGGACACUUGGAUUGCGCAUGGGACGUUGCUGGGGUGGUGGUGGAACGGGAAGAUUCUCCCCUGGGACUGGGACAUCGAUACUCAGGUCCCCGUCACCACUUUGACGUACAUGGCCACUCACUUCAACCAAUCCAUUGUCGAUUACACUUCGUUCGACCGCACGGUGAAACGGAAAUACCUUCUUGAUGUCAACCCGUGGGCUCUGCAGAGUGAUCGCGGCAUCGGUUUGAACGUCAUCGACGCGCGCUGGAUUGACACCCAUAACGGUCUCUACAUCGACAUCACAGGUCUCAGGAAGCUGUAUCCAGACACGGAUCCGGAUGUCUGGGAGUGUAAAAACUUCCAUAAGUACAAAACGAAAGAACUAUAUCCUUUGCGCACGACGGUCUUCGAAGGUGUUCCGGCCAAAGUACCGUUCAAGUACAGUUCGAUUUUGAUGGAUGAAUACUCUAUUCGGGCUUUGACAGCAACGAAAUUCAACAACCAUACCUAUGACCCCCAGUUGCAUGAAUGGGUCAUGGAUAAAGACCUUGAGAGUCAACAGUAAAAAGAGUCACAUCAGGGUUUCCCAUUAGCCCAUAUGUGAUUAUUGACGGCUGACAGCAUACUGUAAAUAGACGCAUGAAUUAAUUCUGUACAAAGUGAUAAAUACUGUGUUGAAGCAGC
Messenger RNA from Monascus purpureus, 1527 nucleotides. The record is from the annotation of a GenBank genome assembly. NCBI's taxonomy places the organism in Eukaryota, Fungi, Ascomycota, Eurotiomycetes, Eurotiales, Aspergillaceae.